Molecule: messenger RNA, 9840 nt
Organism: Mus pahari (shrew mouse)
Lineage: Eukaryota; Metazoa; Chordata; Mammalia; Rodentia; Muridae
Gene: Mmp16
Product: matrix metallopeptidase 16
Exons: 11
Coding region: 383-2206 (607 amino acids)
Biological process (GO): skeletal system development; proteolysis; collagen catabolic process
Cellular component (GO): extracellular matrix
Molecular function (GO): zinc ion binding; metalloendopeptidase activity
Source: RefSeq, a predicted model, not a curated record
GCGCGUGCGCGCGCGUGUGUGGUUUGAGUGUGUGCGCGCGCGGGGCCCCCAAGAUCCCCGCAGACCCCGGGAAGGAGGAGUUAUGUAGAUUACCGAUGAACAUUCUGGAGGGGAGCAGAGAGGAGGGAAGGAGCUGUGGAGGCAGUGAGCUGGGAGCGGCUGAGGCCCUUCCCGCAGAAACUGGGGGCACCGGCGGCGUAGGAGGUGGAGAAGGCGGAGGACGCACGGGCUGGAGGCGGCGGCUGCGACUCGGCGGCGCUGGGAAUCGGAACCGCGGGUGAACUUGGGCGCCACGUUCCGGGCGACGGCCGGGGAGUGGGCAUUCGGAAAGAGGGCGAAAACGCAGGGGAGAGCUCGUCCAUCCGUUGAGGCACAGUUCACUAUGAUCUUACUCGCAUUCAGCUCUGGAAGAAGGUUGGAUUUCGUGCAUCGUUCGGGUGUGUUUUUCUUGCAAACCUUGCUUUGGAUUUUAUGUGUUACAGUCUGCGGAACGGAGCAGUAUUUCAAUGUGGAGGUUUGGUUACAAAAAUACGGCUACCUCCCACCAACUGACCCCAGAAUGUCAGUGCUGCGAUCUGCCGAGACCAUGCAGUCGGCUCUAGCUGCCAUGCAGCAGUUCUAUGGCAUUAACAUGACAGGAAAAGUGGACAGAAACACAAUCGACUGGAUGAAGAAGCCUCGAUGUGGUGUACCAGACCAGACAAGAGGCAGCUCUAAAUUCAACAUUCGUCGAAAGCGCUAUGCAUUAACUGGACAGAAGUGGCAACACAAACAUAUCACUUACAGUAUAAAGAACGUAACUCCAAAAGUUGGAGAUCCUGAGACCCGGAGAGCAAUUCGCCGUGCCUUUGAUGUGUGGCAGAAUGUAACUCCUCUAACGUUUGAAGAAGUUCCCUACAGUGAACUAGAAAAUGGCAAACGUGAUGUGGAUAUAACCAUCAUUUUUGCUUCUGGUUUUCAUGGAGACAGUUCCCCAUUCGAUGGGGAGGGAGGAUUUUUGGCACAUGCUUAUUUCCCUGGACCAGGAAUUGGAGGCGACACUCAUUUUGAUUCUGAUGAGCCAUGGACACUGGGAAAUCCCAAUCAUGAUGGAAAUGAUUUAUUUCUUGUAGCAGUCCAUGAACUGGGACAUGCUCUAGGACUGGAGCAUUCCAACGACCCCACCGCCAUCAUGGCCCCAUUUUAUCAGUACAUGGAAACAGACAACUUCAAACUUCCCAAUGAUGAUUUGCAAGGCAUCCAGAAGAUAUAUGGUCCACCUGACAAGAUUCCUCCACCUACAAGACCUCUACCAACAGUGCCCCCGCACCGAUCUGUUCCCCCGGCAGACCCAAGGAGACAUGACAGACCCAAACCUCCUCGGCCUCCCACUGGCAGACCCUCCUAUCCAGGAGCCAAACCCAACAUCUGUGAUGGGAACUUCAACACUCUAGCUAUUCUUCGAAGGGAGAUGUUUGUUUUCAAGGACCAGUGGUUUUGGCGAGUGAGAAACAACAGGGUGAUGGAUGGAUACCCCAUGCAAAUUACUUACUUCUGGAGGGGCCUUCCUCCCAGUAUAGAUGCAGUUUAUGAAAACAGUGACGGAAAUUUCGUCUUCUUUAAAGGCAACAAAUACUGGGUGUUCAAAGACACAACUCUUCAACCUGGUUACCCUCACGACUUGAUUACCCUUGGCAAUGGAAUUCCCCCUCAUGGUAUUGAUUCUGCCAUAUGGUGGGAAGAUGUGGGCAAAACCUAUUUCUUCAAAGGUGACAGGUAUUGGAGAUAUAGUGAAGAAAUGAAAACCAUGGACCCUGGUUACCCCAAGCCCAUCACCAUCUGGAAGGGGAUCCCUGAAUCACCUCAGGGAGCUUUCGUCCACAAAGAAAAUGGCUUUACCUAUUUCUACAAAGGAAAGGAGUAUUGGAAAUUCAACAACCAGAUACUCAAGGUAGAACCUGGGUACCCAAGAUCCAUCCUCAAGGACUUUAUGGGCUGUGAUGGACCAAUAGACCGAGAUAAAGAAGGACUCAGCCCACCAGAUGAUGUAGACAUUGUCAUCAAACUGGACAACACAGCCAGCACUGUGAAAGCCAUAGCUAUUGUCAUUCCCUGCAUCUUGGCCUUAUGCCUCCUUGUAUUGGUUUACACUGUGUUCCAGUUCAAGCGGAAAGGAACACCCCGCCACAUACUGUACUGUAAACGCUCUAUGCAAGAGUGGGUGUGAUGUAGGGAUUUCUUUUUUCUUUCUUUUCUGGGAGUUUGUGGUAACUUGAGAUUCAAGACAAGAGCUGUUAUGCUGUUUCCUAGCUAGGAGCAGGCUUGUGGCAGCCUGAUGGAGGCUGACCUUCCAAACCUAGAUGGUUGCUGGUCCUGCACAUGAGUGGAAAUAUAAUCAUGGAGAAGCUUCCGUGAUGCACAGUAUCUGCCGUUCUCCAGUCCUCUGUCUUUCUUUGUCAUUCAGUUCUAGGCCUUUCCUCUGCACGCUCAAUGCCCAGUAAAAUUUCAGGAUUAACUGAAGAAGAGGAAAUAUAGAAGAAAAGUUUCUUCUUAAUUUUUUAAAAAUACAUUUCCUUCUGAAAUCUGAGCCCAUUUCUGGGAAAGAGAAAGAAAGAGAGAGAGAGAGAAAGAGAGAGAGAGAGAGAAAAAAGAGCAAAUCAAAAAAACCUGUAGGUUUUUUUUGCUUUAAAGCAAAAGAAGAAAGAGUUUAAAAAACAACAAAAUCCACUAUUGAACUUUCAGGAAAGUGUGAAGAUCCAAAACAGCUUUGUCUCCAAAGAAGAUAGCUCUGUGACCACUAUGGAUAGUCUCCUGCACAUCGUUUUGUCAGGUGGGAGAUCUGGAACACAUGCAGGACGCUAGACUGUUGGGACAGCCAUUUUCCAACAAACAAGGGGCCAAAAUAUCUGCAAUAUAGUAACAGCCUUAAUAAUACAUGCAUUUUUCGUUUUCUACAGCUGUUCUCAACUAUGUCCACACUGUAUCAUCACCUCCAAACUCAUAGCUGUGUUCAAACAGGACCUUUCGGUUGUUUUGAAAUAUUUCUGAACCCCUUUCUGCCUCCUAACCCAGAAUCAUUGUGACGUUCUUCCCAGUUGUGUUAGGCCUUUGUCCCAGGCCGUCCGUUGGUCUGUCAGCAAUACUCCGCGCAAAGCAGAGCAAGAAGCGUUGUGUCUCUGAAGUAAAGAAAGGGAUGGUUAUUUUAUAAAGAUAUGUUACUCUUUAAUACAUCAGUGUAACCCUUUGAGAACUAUCGGACCAGCUUACAGAGUCAGGAUGAUCAGUCUUGCAAUCUGGUCAUUUGUAGAACUGGCCAAAAAGGGGAAGCCAUCGCAGGUUUGAGAAGUUCAGAUUUGUAAAGCAUACCUUACAAUCCCAUGUAAUUCUUCAAUGACUGACAGUACUGCAUACAUGCUUUUAUAACAACCACAAUGAUGUGACUUGCCAAAACUUUUCUGGCAAAUAAAAAAGAUAUUUUGUUUAACAGUAUCUCAUGAGAGUGAAAUUUUAUUUGAAUAAUUGGUUAGAAAAGUCUAAGCUUUUUCUUCGUCAGACAUAUUGUUUUUUUUUUUUUAUUUAAAAUCCACUGCAUGAAAUCACAGUUCGCCAUAAAAUAUGCAGUUAGCAUUGCUUGGUUAAGACUGAAUUAAAAUAAUGACUCUGAGUCGCAUGAAUACCUUCCAAUGCAUUACCUAUUGCAUGUCAGCCAUAGUUCUCAAAGGGUUGAUGUGGCUUCUGGCAUUGAGCCAUCUAUUUGAUCACUGACAAAGCGAAGAGACACCAAAGCAUCCCAUUGUUGAGUGUAAUUUGUCCUAACAGCAGUAUUGUCAUUCUCAUGUGACCUGCAGAGCAGGAUCAUAUCAAUAUUUUUUUCCUAGAGAAAAGUCAGCAACUGACAGACCUCUUUAUUGAUUUUAGAAGCUGCUUCUUGCAGUGAAUGGCUUUGCAGCCACUGGGCUGUGAACUUAUUAGAGAUGGUCAGAAGGAAAGCACCCCAUGAGUUAGACAAUUGGCUUUGUGUGAAAGCCAGCUUUUGAGGGGAUUAGCUUUUGAAACAAUGAACAGCUUGCCUUGAACUUGAUAUUGAUCUGUUGACUAUCAUUAACAACAACUUAAACACUGUCUUCUGUGAGAAUUUUCCUUGAAGAGCCCUGUUCUGUGUCUUUGCCCUUUGACCUUUAACUUGCAAACUGGCACAAACUGAAGGAAAUCUGGUGUCACUUCUCCACUGGAUUGUGAUUCUCUAAAACCUAGUAAAUGAGCUGUUUCCUUCAAGUGGAGAGAGAGUUUUGGUAGUGGAUCUGCAGGCGGCGCUUUGCUCUCUACAUGCACACUCUGAAUAUGCCCUAGAGGUAGAGGUAUUUUUUUUAUUUUUUUUCUUUAAUUUCAAGCUUAAUUUCAUCAUUUUAGUAAAAAUUACAAAAAAAAAUAGGAAAAAAAAAAAACCUCAAAUACUUGAAUGGCCAGUGUGGCUUUUAUAUAAAGCAGGAAUUUUAUACUAGUGAAAAUUUCUUACUCAUUUGCUAACAAUACCCAUUUCCAGAUGAUUUUUAAUGGGUGUAGGUAUACAUUCUUAUUUGGAAAUGGAUAGUUUGGCUGCCUUGAAUUUAUAUUUAUACUCAACAUAGCAUGAAAGUUAGAAUGCCUUUGGUUAAACUACAUGUUUAUGAUUUGGUUGGGGACAACAUUUUUAAUCAUGGGUGGCAUGCUGAAAAGCUUGGCAGAAUGGUGUUUCCUACAAUCUGAGCAUAUUUUGUAAAACUAAGAAAAAGAAACAGGAAAGAGAAAUGGCUUCAUGGCUUCAUAGUACUACAUUAUGCAAUGCAGACUGUACUUCCACAAGACAUUCAGGAUUUUGAAUGUGAGGGUCAAUAACACAGGGAGGGCAAGGAUCGGCACUGUAGCUCUACUUCAGUACUUCCUUUCUAGAUGAUGAGAAUAUUAUAGUUAGUUAUGACAGAGCAUGGAGGACUGUAUACAUAAGCCUGUUUAUACAGUGUUUGCUUGUUAGCGGGUUUAAUCCUUUCAGGACCUUGAUGUCAAGAAAAAAUAAAAAAAUGACUAGAAACGUUUUCUUUUUCUAAUAAUAGAAGUGAGUAACUGUAACCUUUUUGGGACAUGUGCAAAUCAUCGAGGAACUCCAUCAACAUACAUUGAACUUUUUUUUCUCUCAAAAAUCCAAAAGAAAAUCAAUAAGCAAUUUAUUGCCUCCUUACUCAUUCAUCACACUACCCUGAUUCAUCUCAAGACUGUAAGUACCUAAGGGCUAGAAAAUAAUCGUAGUAUUGAAAAGGGAAGAGUCUUUAUUAUGUUUCAAUUCUGGUAAAUAUCAUGGAUAUGAUUUGGGUUUUGUUGCUUUGAAUGUGAGAAGUCUAAUGUACUGAAAAUGGCUUCUAUGUCUACUAUCUUGAUUGGGACCACUGUAAGAUCAAAAGUGAUAAGAAAUAAGUAGAAUGUGAUCAAAAGCAUUGGGCUUCCUUUGUUCACCAUAUGCCAGGCACUUCAUUCAUAUGACUCCUGACUUUUCAUAUGCUUGGGAUUUGUAUUUAAAAAUAAGGUAAUGCUAAAGAAAUCACGAAAAUGAUCAGUGAUGAAAAUAGCAAUUAAUAUUUUUUAAUGAAGUUAUUAGGAUUGAGACCAUAAUGCAAGCUUAAUAUCAGUGAAAGUCACCCAAUCAAGUUUUUUCUGUAACCUCUAAAUGAGUAACUCAGACCUACUGUUUCCAAAAAUGAAAUGAAAACAUAUUCGUAUUCAUAAACUAGUUCAUCUGUUUCACUAUUUUCAUUAUUUCAACAAAUAUGAAGACAACUGUAAACCAGUUAAUGGAAUUUACAUAAAAUAAUUUUCAAGUUUACAAUUUCUGGUAAAUACUGUUUUCCUGUAUAUAAUUAGUCAGACUAAGUGAAAUAUUAAGAUAGGUGAUCAGUUUGACUUCUUUAUAAAGCAGUAAUUCCACAUCAGUACUGUAGAUAAAGUUGUGAUUUUAGGUAAUUGUUAACUCAUCUGAGAACAAAGUUUCUGCAGAGAUGGUUAUAAAAGCAAGUGAAAACAGAUGUUCAUUGCCAUGGCAAGGUUAUAGGACUCAAUUGGUAUACAAUAGAUGUUUCUAACAAAUACAGCUUUGUUACUAAUCAGUUAGCAAGGCUUUUCUGAAUCACAUGUAACAAGUUACCUAGUAAAGAUCACUGAGAGGCAAUUACUAAGUAAUUAAAAAUAGAGACAAAAUUACUGAAACAAGAAAGCAUUACCUUUAUUACUCAAGCUGCCUACAAUCCCUUUCAUCAGCAUGUAAUUUGGCUCUUCAAAGUCUGUACAUGUAAUUUUAUUUCAUUUCUGUGAAUUAACCAAUUAGAAUGCAAUGUAGUUGAUAAGAGUAUUGCCCACGUCUACUGCUCAGUGUGAUAUCUGGAUGAGGGUGUAUAUACUGGGUUCCAGGAAGUAUAAUGUAAUAUUCUCAAGUUCUCCAUGUUGUAUUUAUAUUCUAAUUAUGGCACAAAUUCAGACUCCUGUCACGUGGGUCUUACAAUUGAUUAACUGGUGUGCCCAUAUUAAUUUAACUCAAUGUGCUAUUUGAAGAGGAAUAGAAUAGAUGUUAUUACUUGAAUAGAUAUGUUUAAAAAAGUCAUGAAAAUAAUCAUUUUCUUUUUUUAGGUAUUUGGUAUUUAUUUCCCAAAACAAAUAAAAGCAAUGAUUUGCUGAUAGUUUUGAACCUGUGAGAUUGUAGCAUAUAAUUCAAUAAGCCUGGGGAUGGCAAGCAAGUGUUUACAGUAAUCGCAGCCAAAUGUUCAAGUUUUGAUAACAUAAGAGCAUAUUCCAAGCUGUCAAAGACACAGCAUAACAUUUAAACCACAAGUGUGACAUUCCGAUGAACUAUCACAAAGAGCUGUAAAUAUAAUCUCCACUAAUCUAUGAUAACAAUGAAGAGGUCCAGCAACUUAUUGGUAUAAUCUGACUAUUCCUUAUAAUGGCAGUGACUUCCACAAUACUGAUUUAUAUCAAGUACAGUAAACAAGUGCCAGAGGCUAGAAGUCUAAAUGACAGUUUUUCUGUUGCCUAAGAAGAAAGUUUAAAUGAAUCUCUUCUAAAGGUUGAACUUAGUAAUAAAGAAACUAACAUGAGAGGAGAAUACCACACUGUUGAUAUGAAAGCUACAUUUCAUAAAUAGAGUGAGCAGGGGAGAGGGAUAAAAUGAAUCUUUUGUAAAAUAUAAAGUCAUGUUCUAGCAUUCUGUAAUAUUACAACUGAAAGAUUUCCUACAGCACAGAUGAAAAAAAAAAGCAUAGAAAUUGAAACGUCAAGCCCCUCACACCAGGAAUGAGUACAUAAUUUACCAAUGUAUAUACUUAAUCAGUGCCCAUUAGAUGUCACCUGUGUAAACACAGGUACUCAUCCAUUGCCUCAUAGACCCAUUAUAUUAAAAGUUAAAAGUAUUCACUCAGUAACCGCAGUCAAAACGAUGUUAGAACUCUGUGGGGGGGAAAAAGCCAUUUCCCUAGGAUAUAAAUUUACCUCAGUAAUCAUAUAAUAUAAACACUUGGCAUGGUAGCAAAGGUUGCCUUAGUGUUCCAGUCUGAUCUAACAGUAGACUCCGUCGAUAAUGUACCACUCACAUUAUUUCUUGUGUCUUACUAUUGGUGUAAAUUUGAGUUGAUUUUGAAAUAUUUCUGGUCAUAUCAAGAACAUCUAAUUAUCAAUGUCUUCUUCGAUAUGUCUACACUGAAAUAUGAUCCAACAGUAUAGAAAGCCUAGAAUGAACACUGACUUGACACAGUCACAGAAAUUCAGGAAAAAUAAUCACUGGUUGUAUUUCACAAUUGCCACCAAUUUUUGGUAAAACCCAGAAAUAGCAGCUUUCAAUGUCUAAAUACAGCUAUUGACUGGUAACAGAACAUGACAUGCAUCAAUUCUUUAAAAUAAAUUAAGUUUUUUUUCUAAGUAGUGAUAGAGAGGUAUGAGGAGUUUAGUGAUGUAACAAAAGCUUCACCUGCAUUUGUAAUGAAUGCUUUUUAAGGGAAAUGGGACAAAAUCAAUAACUUGUGAUCAGUACAUCAUAAGCAUAAAUAACUAUAUAUGGAGGGCAUUUAUAUAUGGAGAGAUCUGAGAUUCUAUGUCUUUCAACUAAAAAAGAAGUAAGUCUUUUUUUAUAAUAUAAGGCUGUUCUUAUAUUAACAUAGAAUGAAUUAUUUUAUUCAGAUGUGAGGUCUAUGUGUCAUUCCAUGAAAGGGCACACUGGGCCCUUGAGGAAUGCACACAACAAGCUAGAGUGUUGUGCUGAUUCUCAUGACAUGUCCAUGUGCUCUGCCACAGAGCUAGAUUUGUAUGCCCUUAAGAAGGGACGAAAUUAUCAAAUAUAAGCAUAACUCUUUCCAAUUAGGCCACUUAGCUUCAUAGUAAAUAUCACUUAAUAUUUUUUUUUCUCAAUGAGGAAAUGGAAAGAUAGAAUACUGAGAAAGAAUAAAAGAUACAACAACAAAAAAGAAAAACAUUUUGGCCAACAAAGACAUUUCUACAGUUUCUUUCACCUGUUUUGCUCAUUAAAAGAAAAUUGCAUAAGGACUUCUUUGUAGUACUUGACAGGAAGCUAGACUGGAUCCCAGGAAUAAUACCAUAGGACUUUUAACAUGGGCCAUUUUAUACUUGCCUCAAAUAGUAUGAAGUUUGGUGAGAUGUGACAUGAAAGGAUGCUUUUCCCUAGGAUUGGCUACGGUGCUGCUUGUACUUGGCAUCUUUUAUGAAUAUUUGUUGCUAUGUUGGGCUGUCUUGCCAGUAUACUGAUAAAUAAAGCCUUGUGUGCACUAUCUAUUUGAAGUCACUAGAAUGCAUGUUUUGUUUCCUUUCAUGUGAUACCAAUUGUAGCUCAUUCCCUUUCUAUAUUCCCGCAGCCCACUUGUUAGUAUAAAACCUACUUUAAUUGAAUGGUUUUGUUAGUAAUACAAGUAUUACCCAAUGUAAAUGUCUUCCUUUCUUUUACUACACUGAGAUAUCAGAAGCCACAGUGUCUCCUAAUUUCUUGCUUCUUAUGUAUUCCUUUGUUCAUGUAAAAUUAGGAUUUUAGUUACGAUAGUCAUUUCCCUUUUUUAUAUAAGAUAAGAAAUCCAUUAUUCCUUUCUAUACACAUAAAUACAAUUUUUUACAGUCAAAUAAACAUGGGUAACAAUCGAAAGUGAGGAUCAGAAUUUUCUGCCUUCUUUCUGAGAUCAUUAUUUGAUUCCUUUCAGUCACCAAUUUUUUACCCCUAAUUUUGCUAAUAUUUAAUAAAUCAUAUUUUAUUUCUUCUCUUUUUAAAAACCACAAUUUAGUAGCACUGUAUAGUAUAGUUGGAAUCCUGAAGAAAUGUCUUUGUUUUUCAAUAUUUUCCUUCCAUAAAUUACAUGAAAAACAUAGUCUUUAUCAGAAUCCAAACUCUCUCAUGGGCUUAUAUUUUUAUAGAGCUCUUCCCCUUAGAAUGCUAAGUAUAAUUGCUGUUGUUUGGUGAUAAGACAGCUAUGAAAAAUUAUUUUGGAAAAAUGUACCUAAUAUAAAUAUACAGUACGAUAAAUAUUACGAUAUAGUGUUUAAGUACAUCAGGAGGACAUGAAUGUCUAAAGACUUGACUCUUUGGAAUAUUUCCCUUCCGGGGUAUAUCACAUAUGUAAGAAAGACAUAGAGUAGAAGAAUGGGGUUUGUUACAGCAGUGGCUUCUCCUGCACUGGCUAUGUCUGCAUCAGCAUUUCUUUUGUAGACCUCUAUUUUCAGGGGCUUUAGAGACUUGGUCAUAGAAAAUUGUGUAAAGUGUAAAAGUCUUGAAAGACCUUUUUUUCUUACAUGUUAUCUAAUUUUAAACAAAUAUAUUUUGGUUUUUAUAUUGUUGAAAGUAAAUGG